AUGCGAAAUCACACAAUAAUUACAGAGUUUGUGCUCCUGGGCAUAUCAGACAGCCCAGAGCUUCAGGUUGUGAUUUUUAUCUUUUUAUUUUUAACUUACAUACUGAGUGUCACUGGAAACCUAACCAUCAUCAUCCUCACCUUGACAGACUCACAUUUAAAGACCCCUAUGUAUUACUUCCUUCGGAAUUUCUCCUUCUUAGAAAUUACAUUCACCAGUGUAUCCAUUCCCAGAUUCUUGGGAUCAAUCGUGACCAAAGUCAAGACCAUUUCCUAUAACAAUUGCUUGGCUCAGUUGUUUUUCUUCAUCUGCAUGGGUGUGUCUGAAUUUUUCCUUCUCACUGCCAUGUCUUAUGAUCGUUAUGUUGCCAUCUGCAAGCCUCUCCAUUACACCACCAUCAUGAAUAAGAAAAUUUGCACCCUCCUUGUCUUCAGUUCGUGGCUGGGAGGAUUUCUGACGAUUUUCCCACCACUCAUGCUUGUCCUCAAGUUGGAUUUCUGUGCUUCCAAUGUCAUUGAUCACUUCUCGUGUGACUAUUUCCCAAUUUUACAACUCUCAUGCUCAGAUACACGGCUUUUGGAGAUGAUUGGCUUUUACUUCGCCUUCGUCACGCUGCUGUUCACACUGGCGUUAGUGAUCCUGUCCUACAUAUGCAUCAUUAGCACCAUUCUGAGGAUCCCCUCUGACACUCAGAGGAAGAAGGCUUUUUCCACCUGUUCCUCCCAUAUGAUUGUCAUCUCCAUUUCUUACGGAAGCUGCAUAUUCAUGUAUGUGAAGCCUUCGGCCAAGGAAAGAGCAUCAUUGACCAAAGGAGUUGCCAUUCUUAACACGUCAAUCGCUCCUAUGUUGAACCCUUUUAUUUAUACCCUGAGGAACCAGCAAGUGAAAGAAGCUUUCAGAAACUUUAUUCAUAAAGUCGUGUUCUAUAGAAACAAAUAA
This is a messenger RNA of Ochotona princeps (American pika), 939 nucleotides long. Its product is annotated as olfactory receptor 6C3-like. Lineage: Eukaryota; Metazoa; Chordata; Mammalia; Lagomorpha; Ochotonidae. Gene Ontology annotation, cellular component: membrane. Gene Ontology annotation, biological process: G protein-coupled receptor signaling pathway. The transcript has a single exon. The record is from RefSeq and is a predicted model, not a curated record. Bases 1 to 939 code for a protein of 312 amino acids. Gene Ontology annotation, molecular function: olfactory receptor activity; G protein-coupled receptor activity.